Cantharellus anzutake is the source of this 231-nucleotide messenger RNA. RefSeq lists its product as uncharacterized. The record is from RefSeq and is a predicted model, not a curated record. The transcript has a single exon. NCBI's taxonomy places the organism in Eukaryota, Fungi, Basidiomycota, Agaricomycetes, Cantharellales, Hydnaceae. Bases 32 to 208 code for a protein of 58 amino acids.
GCAUUUCGCCACUUCGAGUUCCGCUGCAGCAAUGUUGGCAAGGGUGGAUGGCACCUUAUCCUUGACUGUCUUCUUCAGGCCACAUAGCGAUAUUGGUAUUGGCAGAUACUCCAACCUUGAAGGGCGCUCUAAUUGGCCGAGCUUGCGAGGCGUUGUUUACAGAGGGGUUAGUUUUUUUUUCGUGGGAAUAUACCGUGUGAAAGUGUAAUCCCACCCCCCCAUGGCCACCCC